Messenger RNA from Cucurbita pepo subsp. pepo (vegetable marrow), 3824 nucleotides. Its product is annotated as ABC transporter B family member 9. NCBI's taxonomy places the organism in Eukaryota, Viridiplantae, Streptophyta, Magnoliopsida, Cucurbitales, Cucurbitaceae. Gene Ontology annotation, cellular component: plasma membrane. Gene Ontology annotation, molecular function: ABC-type transporter activity; ATP hydrolysis activity; ATP binding. The record is from RefSeq and is a predicted model, not a curated record. Gene Ontology annotation, biological process: transmembrane transport.
UUCAGUCCCUCCUCAACCACCACUCUUUCUGCACUCACCUCAACCGCCAUGGACGCCGCCGCCUCCUCCGCCUCGCCGCCGAAUGGACGACACUAUCACAGCGUCCCUUUCUAUAAACUCUUCUCAUUCGCCGAUCGCUUCGACACUGUGUUGAUGACCGUCGGCACCGUCAGCGCCGUCGCUAAUGGCCUCUCUCAGCCGCUCGUGACGCUCAUUUUCAACAAGAUGAUCAACUCCUUCGGCUCCGCUGAUCAGUCUGACGUCGUCGCUCGAGUUUCCCAGAUUUCCAUAGACUACGUGUAUGUGGGCAUUGGCACUGGAAUUGCUUCAUUCCUACAGGUUGCAUGUUGGAUGGUAACAGGAGAAAGACAGGCAGCACGAAUUCGAGCAUUGUAUUUGAAAACAAUACUAAGACAGGACAUUACAUACUUCGACACUGAAACAUCAACUGGAGAAAUUGUUGGUCGAAUGUCUGGAGACACUGUUCUUAUUCAAAACGCCAUGGGAGAGAAGGUGGGGAAGUUCAUACAGUUAAUAUCAACUUUCUUCGGUGGUUUUGUGAUUGCCUUUGUGAGGGGAUGGCAUCUUGCUGUGGUUCUGCUCUUCUGCAUUCCUGCCAUUGUAGCUGCUGCUGGUGCCGCUUCACUCAUCAUGUCUAGAAUGUCAAGCCGUGCACAGAAUGCUUAUGCUGAAGCUGGGAACGUUGUAGAACAAACCAUUGGAGCCAUUAGAACAGUAGCGUCCUUCACUGGGGAGAAACAAGCUAUCGAGAAAUACAACGAGAAGCUGAAAAUAGCGUACAAGUCAACUGUUCGACAAGGACUUGCCUCAGGUUUAGGACACGGCAUAAUCUUGCUUAUCAUCUUUGGCACUUAUGGGGUUGCUAUAUGGUAUGGAUCCAAGCUUAUCAUUCAGAAGGGGUACAAUGGUGGACAAGUUAUCAAUGUUAUAUUUGCAAUUUUGGCUGGUGGAAUGUCAUUGGGCCAGACAUCACCUGUGCUGAAUGCAUUUGCUUUAGGACAGGCUGCAGCUUACAAAAUGUUCGAGACGAUCGAGCGAAAACCGAUGAUCGACUCCUACGAUGCCAGUGGUGUAGCACCGGAAGACAUACAAGGUGACAUUGAACUUAAAGAUGUCUACUUCAGAUAUCCUGCACGCCCAGAUGUGCAGAUCUUUUCAGGAUUCUCGUUGUCUGUUCCCUGUGGAACCACGGCUGCACUUGUUGGACAGAGCGGAAGCGGGAAGUCAACAGUUAUCAGUUUGCUAGAAAGGUUCUAUGAUCCUGAUUCUGGUGAAGUACUCAUAGAUGGAGUGAAUUUGAAGAAGUUUAAGCUCAAAUGGAUUAGAGAAAAAAUUGGUCUUGUUAGCCAAGAACCCAUUCUCUUUACAGCUACUAUAAAAGAGAACAUACUGUACGGUAAAGAAAAUGCCACAGAAGAAGAGGUCAGAGCGGCUACUGAGCUUGCUAAUGCUGCAAAGUUCAUUGACAAGCUGCCUAAAGGGCUUGAUACAAUGGUAGGCGAGCAUGGUACCCAGCUAUCAGGUGGACAGAAGCAAAGAAUAGCCAUUUCAAGAGCCAUCCUGAAAAAUCCGAGGAUUCUACUCCUGGAUGAAGCUACCAGUGCUUUAGAUUCAGAAUCAGAGCGGAUUGUUCAAGAUGCACUUGUAAGAGUGAUGGCUAACCGGACAACUGUGGUUGUUGCACAUCGCUUGACAACUAUAAGGAAUGCUGACACUAUAGCAGUGGUGCAUCGAGGGAAACUCCUAGAACAAGGAACACAUGAUGAGCUGAUAAAAAAUCCUGAUGGAGCUUAUUCCCAGCUACUCCGUUUGCAAGAAGGAACAAGAACAGGAACAGGAACAGAAACCAAGCCAAUGAUGAGAUCCAUAAGUAGGGGUUCAUCAGGUAGUCGUCAUUCAUUCACAAUCAACUUUGCCAUUCCAGGUUCAGUUCAUAUCCACGAUGAAGAAAUCAAUGAAGACAGACCAGAAAGAAAAGACAUUGAUAUGGAAAAGCCUAAAAGUGUUUCAUUGAAACGAUUAGCAACCUUGAAUAAGCCUGAACUUCCUGUCUUGUUGCUUGGAUGUAUUGCAGCUGUCUUGAAUGGCAUGGCUUUUCCUAUCUUUGGCCUCUUACUCUCAAGUGCCAUUGGAAUGUUCUAUAAACCAGCAAACCAGCUUCAGAAAGAAUCCAAGUUUUGGGCAUUUCUGUAUCUCUGUCUAGGAUGUCUCACAUUCUUUGCUUCAUCUUUGCAGAAUUGCCUUUUUGGAAUUGCAGGCGGAAAGUUAAUCGAACGGAUUCGGUCUUCGACAUUCAAAAAGAUUGUCCACCAACAGAUUAGUUACUUUGAUGAUCCUGCAAACACAAGUGGCGCAAUUGGUGCAAGGUUGUCUACUGAUGCUGCCACAGUUAGAAGGCUUGUAGGGGAUGCCUUGGCCUUAGUAGUCCAGAAUAUUGCGACCAUCACAGUUGGGCUAAUCAUAGGAUUCUCAGCUAACUGGAUACUGGCAAUUGUAAUUCUAGCAGUAUCUCCUUUGCUGCUUACACAAGGCUACCUCCAGGCCAAGUUCACGAAAGGGUUCAGUGCGGAUGCCAAGGUCAUGUAUGAAGAAGCCAGUCAAGUCGCCAGUGAUGCGGUCAGCAGCAUCAGAACCAUUGCAUCAUUUUGCUCUGAGAAGAAGGUGAUGGAUUUAUAUGAAAAGAAAUGUGAGGACCCUGUCAAGAAUGGAGUCCGCCUAGGACUCCUCAGUGGCGCCGGCUUUGGCUUUUCUUUCUUUGCUCUCUUCUGCACAAAUGCCUUUUGCUUCUACAUUGGAUCCAUUCUUGUGAAACAUGGCAAGGCAACAUUCCCUGAAGUCUUCAAGGUCUUUUUUGCUCUUACAAUUACUGCCGUGGGUGUUUCCCAAACCACUGCCUUGGCUCCUGAUAGCACCAAAGCCAAGGACUCCGCUGCCUCUAUAUUUAAAAUACUCGACAGCAAGCCUAACAUUGAUUCAAGCAGCAGCGAAGGUGUGACACUUACCUCUGUAACUGGCAUUAUCGAGUUUGAUCAUGUUAGCUUCAAGUAUCCAACAAGGCCAGAUAUUCAAAUUUUCCGCGAUCUAUGCUUACGCAUCCCAUCCGGAAAGAGUGUUGCAUUGGUUGGUGAGAGUGGCAGCGGGAAAUCGACGAUAAUCAGUCUAAUAGAAAGAUUUUACGACCCAGAUUCGGGGCGUGCUCUUCUUGACGGAGUGGAAAUUCACAAGUUCAAACUGAGGUGGGUGAGACAGCAAAUGGGGUUGGUGAGUCAAGAGCCAAUAUUGUUCAAUGAAACAAUUCGCUCCAACAUAGCUUAUGGAAACCCAGAAAACGCAGCAACCGAGGAAGAGAUAAUAGGAGCAGCAAAAGCAGCCAAUGCCCACAAUUUCAUUUCUUCACUGCCUGGAGGCUACGAAACCUCAGUAGGAGAAAGAGGAGUCCAGUUAUCAGGCGGCCAAAAACAGAGGAUAGCCAUUGCGAGAGCCAUUCUGAAGAACCCAAAAAUUCUUUUACUGGACGAGGCAACGAGCGCGCUGGAUGCCGAGUCCGAGCGCGUGGUUCAAGAAGCAUUAGAUAGAGUGAUGGUUAACAGAACCACCGUCGUCGUCGCCCACCGCCUUGCCACCAUUAGAGGUGCUGACAUUAUUGCUGUUGUCAAAAAUGGUGCAAUUGCAGAGAAGGGCCGCCAUGAGGAGCUGAUGAAGAUCAGUGAUGGCGCUUAUGCAUCCUUGGUGGCACUCCAUUCAAGUUCUUAAUUUUAGGAACAAACUCAACAAAAUAUUCUGUGUUUUUAUAUAUAAAUAUA